UACACGAAAUGUUAAGCGAGGGCAUUUGUUGGCUUUGCCUCGUUAGUUGUUAAAGAGGUGAUCAUUUGCUUGGUGGGAGACAACCCCAGCUGCCAAAUUUAAAGAGGAUGGUAACCGUUCAUCAAAUUACUAUAUUUUUUACACAUCAAACUAUAUAGUUUUAGCCCUCCUUUCCUCUCUAGCUUCACGUGAUUCUGACCAUGCAGUCCCGACAGCUGCUUCUCAGUUCUUACAUGCUUUGUCACGAAGCGCUCGCUCGUCGCUCCAUUAUCACCUUUUGUUUUUUCUUUUUUCCUCGCUCGAGUUCUAGGGUCUUGCUCUUGCCUAUGGGGAAUGAAAUGGACCAAUCAACCCUAUUCUGUUGAACAAGAGAACAACAGAAACAGAGUGAGACUGUAAGAGAGAGACGGACAGGCGUUUCCUUGAGUUUCACCAUUUCACCCACGCCAACUAUUUGUGAAAAUGCUUCAUUUUCUCCUUUCAAAUGGUUUUCUUCUACUGUCGUUAAUCACUAUGGUAGCGGCUUCUAGCUCUCCUGCUUCAGCAGUGAACUUACUACAGCCAUCUGAUGCCUCUGCACUUCUAGACUUCAAAUCUAAAGCUGAUUUGAACGACAAUCUUCCGUAUUCUCAAAAUACAAGCUUCCAUUUCUGUCAAUGGAAAGGAGUGAAAUGCUUCCAGCAAAAAGUGGUGCACCUAGUUCUCCAAGGCCUAGAUCUUGGCGGUGUUUUCCUCCCCAACACUUUGACUCGCCUUGACCAGCUUCGUGUGCUCAGUCUCCAGAACAACUCGCUAAACGGACCCAUUCCGGAUUUGUCCAAGCUCCUCAAUCUCAAAUCCCUCUUUCUCGAUCAUAACUCCUUUACAGGUUCUUUUCCUCCUUCAAUCCAUUCCCUUCAUAGACUCCGUACUAUUGAUCUCUCCCACAACAAUCUAACUGGAAAAAUACCCACCUGGCUAACCUAUCUGGACGGCUUGUACUACCUGCAUCUCGACUGGAACAGGUUCAAUGGCACCAUACCUCCAUUAAACCAGUCAUCUCUCCGGACAUUCAAUAUUUCAUAUAACAACUUCAGUGGUGCAAUCCCAGUUACCCCCACAUUACUUCGUUUUGAACUCUCUUCAUUUUUAUCAAACCCAAAUCUUUGUGGAGAGAUUAUAAACAAAGAAUGCCAUCCCAGUCCCCCAUUUUUCGGCCCAUCAUCGUCUUCACAACCGGUAUCGCCACCGCCUGCGGUUGCACUAGGCCAAAGUGAAGAAUUGCAUGGCGUUGACUUGUCUGAACCAAGCACCAAAACCAAGCACAAGAGAACCGCAGUGAUAAUUGGAUUCUCAUCAGGAGUAGUAGUUUUAAUUGGUUCGCUUAUUUGCUUUGUGACGGCUGUGAGGAAACAGAGAAACCAAAAGCCAUCAACAGCUGUCAUUGCGUCUGAUGGAGCCGCCGCCGCCGCUGCAGAAGCUGCGGCAGUGAUGCAAAUAGACCUGCAAGAAAAUGAGUUGGAAGAGAAGGUGAAGAGGGUGCAAGGGAUGCAUGUCGGCAAGAGUGGGAGUUUGGUAUUCUGCGCGGGUGAGGCACAGCUUUACACGCUGGAUCAGCUGAUGAGAGCUUCGGCUGAGUUGCUGGGGAGAGGCACCAUGGGGACCACUUACAAGGCCGUGUUAGAUAACCGUCUGAUUGUUUGCGUGAAGAGGCUCGAUGCUGGUAAAUUAGCGGGCACGAGCAAAGAUGUUUUUGAGCGGCACAUGGAAUCAGUGGGUGGACUCAGGCAUCCAAAUUUGGUUCCGCUCAGGGCAUAUUUUCAAGCUAGGGAAGAAAGGCUUCUAAUCUAUGAUUACCAGCCCAACGGUAGCCUUUUCUCUCUCAUUCACGGCUCAAAAUCCACAAGAGCGAAACCACUCCACUGGACCUCGUGCUUAAAGAUAGCAGAGGACGUAGCCCAAGGGCUCUCCUACAUCCACCAAGCAUGGAGGCUCGUCCACGGCAAUCUCAAGUCCUCUAAUGUACUUCUCGGCCCCGAUUUCGAGGCAUGUAUUGGGGACUACUGCCUUGCCGUUCUCGUCACUUCACUACCGGAGGAUGACCCGGCGGCCACGGCGUACAAAGCUCCAGAAAUUUGCAAUUCAAAUCACCAACCGACCUCUAAAUCUGAUGUGUUUUCAUUUGGAGUUCUGUUGCUUGAGCUUUUAACAGGGAAGCCUCCAUCCCAGCUCCCUUUUUUAGCGCCGAAUGAAAUGGUGAAUUGGGUUAGGUCCACGAGGGAUGAUGAUGGCGGAGAAGACAAUAGGCUGGAGAUGCUUCUUGAAGUAGCUAUAGCUUGUAGCUUGACCUCGCCGGAGCAGAGGCCCACUAUGUGGCAGGUGUUGAAAAUGUUACAGGAGAUCAAAGAGAGUGUAUUAAUGGAGGACAGUGAGUUGGACCAGCAUAUUGACAUGUCCUAGUAAUAUUACAUUGUACCACAACUAUUACUAAUGCAUAGAGUAAAGGAGUAGAUAUAAAUGCGAUGCCGCCUUUUUCGUCGCUUCUCAGCUA
This is a messenger RNA of Hevea brasiliensis (rubber tree), 2530 nucleotides long. Its product is annotated as probable inactive receptor kinase At5g67200. Gene Ontology annotation, molecular function: protein binding; protein kinase activity; ATP binding. The record is from RefSeq and is a predicted model, not a curated record. Gene Ontology annotation, biological process: protein phosphorylation. Lineage: Eukaryota; Viridiplantae; Streptophyta; Magnoliopsida; Malpighiales; Euphorbiaceae. The transcript has 2 exons. Bases 463 to 2439 code for a protein of 658 amino acids.